This is a messenger RNA of Capronia epimyces CBS 606.96, 765 nucleotides long. RefSeq lists its product as uncharacterized. The transcript has a single exon. NCBI's taxonomy places the organism in Eukaryota, Fungi, Ascomycota, Eurotiomycetes, Chaetothyriales, Herpotrichiellaceae. The record is from RefSeq and is a predicted model, not a curated record. Bases 1 to 765 code for a protein of 254 amino acids. Gene Ontology annotation, molecular function: nucleic acid binding.
AUGGCAGAUGAAGACGAAGAUUAUUUCCUGCCCGUGCAAGACCAGCGCGCGUUCGGCGCCGGGAUCAAACGCAAACGAAUCGCCUUUGUCCCAGCGACCUCCCCCGAGUCCUCAAUUUCAAGCGGAACUGCGCCGCAAUCGACAUCCGCCGCCGCCGAAGCUCGCUACUUGUCCAUAGUCUUACGGAAGAGCGCCAAAGAGAAAGAGGAUCUUGGGGAUCAGAACAAAAGCGAACUUGAAGCGGAAGGGGAUGUGGCGCUAUCAGACCAGGUCAAACUUGGACCUGAAGGAGAACCGGACAAAGUUGAGCCAGUGAUGCAGACUUGCCCGGUUUGCAGGCAGUCUAUAUCGUCGCCCAAUGACAAGGUUGCAAUGGGCGCCCACGAGUCUUCUAUCGCACAUCAAGUUUGUCUCGAGCAUUCCCAUCCUCCCUCUCAUCUCGAUCGAGAGCACGUGGGUCUCCGGUAUUUGACAAGCUAUGGCUGGGACCCGGACAGUCGGACAGGCCUUGGUGCUAGACAGGAGGGAAUCAGAAUACCUGUCAAGCCCAAAGAGAAGAAGGACACGGCUGGGCUUCGAGAAACCGUGGAAGAUGAUGGCAAAGUCACAAAGCGCAAAGUCACAGCGAAGAAGGACGAGACGAUUGUCCGACUCAAUGCCAAACAAGUCAGGAUGAUGGACACGGAAGCUAAGAAAAAGGCCGAGAGACUACGAAGAUCAUUUUAUGGUCCAGACUUGGAGCAAUACCUCGGACCAAACAGCUGA